AUGCAGGAUAUCGAAGAGGCGACCGUAACUUUCCGCAAGUCAAAUUUGACCGUCAAAUGGCUGGCGAAAGACCGGUUGACGCUGCUCCAGCUUGCAGAGAAGUCCGGUCUCACCCCUGAUUACGGUUGCCGGUCAGGAGCGUGCGGUACCUGCGAGGUCAAACUGGUCAAAGGUCUUAUCGAAGGCUGUUACGAAGGCGACGAUGGCGUCCUGAUUUGCUGUUCGCAACCAGCCAGCCUCGAAGUCGAGUUGGAGUUAUGA
Molecule: messenger RNA, 261 nt
Organism: Exophiala dermatitidis NIH/UT8656
Lineage: Eukaryota; Fungi; Ascomycota; Eurotiomycetes; Chaetothyriales; Herpotrichiellaceae
Exons: 1
Coding region: 1-261 (86 amino acids)
Molecular function (GO): 2 iron, 2 sulfur cluster binding
Source: RefSeq, a predicted model, not a curated record